Messenger RNA from Oenanthe melanoleuca, 2144 nucleotides. RefSeq names its product suppression of tumorigenicity 7 like (gene ST7L). Bases 31 to 1692 code for a protein of 553 amino acids. The record is from RefSeq and is a predicted model, not a curated record. Gene Ontology annotation, molecular function: protein binding. The transcript is spliced from 15 exons. NCBI's taxonomy places the organism in Eukaryota, Metazoa, Chordata, Aves, Passeriformes, Muscicapidae.
CCCCUGUCCCGGCGUACCCCGCCGGCGGUGAUGGCGGAGGGCAGCGGCAGCGGUGGUGGGAGCGGCAGCGGCCGGGGGCUACCCGCUGCGUUCCGCCGCUGGGAGCAGCUGCGGCGUCGGGCCGCGGCGCCCUGGGCCCGCGGGCUCCUGGCCGUGGCUGCCGGGCUCGGGCUCGUGUACGCGGUGCUGCGGGUGCCGGUGCGGCUCCGGGACGGCCUGGCGGCCGUGACUGUGUUCUUAAGCACUUUGACUCCAAAAUUCUACUUUGCCCUUACAGUAACUUCAUCUUUUAUAUCUGGAUUGAUAUUUGUGUUUGAGUGGUGGCACUUCCGAAAAUACGGCACAUCUUUCAUUGAGCAGGUUUCUGUCAGCCACCUGCGGCCCCUCAUCGGGGGUGCAGAGAGCAGCCCCCCAGCCCCAGCGGCUUUCUCGGCGGGGGACAGUGAGAGCAGCAGGCAGAACAUGCCAGAGUGCAAAGUGUGGCGAAAUCCUCUCAAUCUUUUCAGAGGGGCAGAGUAUAGCAGGUACAUGUGGGUGACUGGGAAGGAGCCUCUUACUUACUAUGACAUGAAUUUGUCUGCUCAAGAUCAUCAGACGUUUUUCACGUGUGACACGGAUGCACUUCGUCCUUCAGACACAGUCAUGCAGAAAGCCUGGCGGGAGAGGAACCCGCAGGCCCGGAUUAAAGCAGCGCACCAGGCUCUGGAGUUGAACAAUGAUUGUGCUACUGCAUAUGUCCUCCUGGCUGAAGAAGAAGCAACAACUAUUGUGGAUGCUGAGAAAUAUUUCAAGCAGGCUCUGAAAGCAGGAGAAAUGAUUUAUAGAAAAUCUCAGAACUGCCAUUCCCAGAGCCCCCAGCAUGAAGCACAGCUGAGAAGAGACACCAAUGUAUUGGUAUAUGUGAAAAGGAGAUUAGCUAUGUGUGCCAGGAAACUUGGAAGAAUACGAGAAGCAGUAAAAAUGAUGAGAGAUUUGAUGAAAGAGUUUCCACUUCUCAGUAUGCUGAACAUCCAUGAGAACCUCCUGGAGGCCCUUCUGGAGUUACAGGCUUAUGCAGAUGUCCAGGCAGUUUUAGCCAAGUAUGAUGAUAUCAGUCUUCCCAAGUCAGCAGCAAUAUGUUACACAGCAGCUCUGCUAAAAGCCAGAGCUGUUUCAGAAAGGUUCUCCCCAGAAACUGCCUCCAAAAGAGGGCUUAGUACAGCAGAAAUUAAUGCUGUGGAAGCAAUUCACAGAGCUGUGGAAUUUAACCCUCAUGUUCCAAAGUAUUUACUAGAGAUGAAAAGCCUUGUGCUGCCCCCAGAGCACAUUCUGAAGCGAGGGGACAGUGAGGCAGUGGCCUAUGCAUUUUUCCACCUCCAGCACUGGAAGAGGAUAGAAGGGGCUCUAAAUCUGCUGCACUGCACAUGGGAAGGCACAUUUAGGAUGAUCCCAUACCCAUUAGAGAAAGGACAUCUUUUCUAUCCCUACCCGAGCUGCACAGAGACAGCAGACAGAGAACUGUUGCCAACAUUUCACGAAGUCUCCGUUUACCCCCAGAAGGAGCUUCCCUUUUUCAUCCACUUCACAGCAGGCCUGUGUUCCUUUUCAGCCAUGCUGGCUCUGCUCACCCACCAGUUCCCUGAGCUGAUGGUUGUUUUUGCAAAAGCAUGCUUUGGGAUUCUCACCCUUCAUCUUCCCUAUGGAGCACACUGAGGAUUUGCUGCUGUCCAGCCCCUGGCAUCAGCUCAAUCUGCUGUGACUGGGGUGUAUUUUCCAUGAUAGUUUGAUUUUAUUGUCAUGAGCCUCACUUGGUGGUUGGCUGACCCCCAGCUGUGUGAAGCUGACAGGCUUCCAUGUUGAUGGUGCUUAACAUGUGAAUUUCUUCUUUGGCCUUAAUCUGUAAUCAUCUAAGAAAACAGUUCUUGUUGAGCAAUGGCUUAUUGCUAUCUAAAUCACUUGGACAACUGGAAGCUCAUACUUCCUCUGUAAGAAAGGAGAAUACACAAACUGAGCAGGUGUUUGGAGUAUUGAUGCUUCCUUCUCAGCUGCAGAUGCACCAGAUACUUGGCUUAGGUUUAAUUUUAUAAGCCUUUUUCAAAAUAUUUGUUAACAGCAAAGUAUGGUUCUGCUUUCUUUAUUAAAAUGUUGCUACUUAACACAUUGAA